AUGGUCUGGAUUCGACUCCCUGACCUUCCGUUAGAGUAUUGGCAUGAGAAAAUUCUCUUGACACUGGCAAAAGCGGUUGGUCGCCCUAUGGCCAUUGACAAGCAUACCCGUGCUGUUUUGAUGGGUGGAUACGCCCGGAUUCAGGUCGAGGUGGAAGUAGGAUCCACUCGAAUCGACGAGAUUCAUAGGAAGAAAGCAAAGGCGCAAGGGAUCCCUGGGGCUGUCGAUAAGGACAAUCCCAACUUAAAUUCCAUCCAUGAAGAAGCACAAAUCCAAUCUGAGGCAGAACGUUUCAGCCACGGCGGUGAUGCCGGUGCCGCUCAGGGAAACGACAUGCACUCCCAAGAUGGUGGUGCAGUGCAGGAAUCUGACUCAGCGGCUGCAAAUCAGGAAGUCCAUGAUUGGCAUCCUUCCCAUUCUGGACUCUCCAAAGAAUCUCUUAAUGAAUCUCCCCAUGGAUCUUCCCAUGGAUCUGGAUCAAGUUCGCCCCAUUCUCAACCCAGCCGAUCCUCACAUGUCUCCAACUCCCUGCGUGAUCAUGGCCCUCCAUCUCAGGACCUUAUGGCUGAAAAUAUCAUCACCUCGAUCCCCUCCACCUCCUUGCGUGGAGGGGCUGUUGAGGUCCUUCACGAGGAGAUUGUAAUGGCUGACGAGCUAUUGGCUGUGGCCGAGAUUGAAACUAGAACAAAAGAGAAAGGAGCAGUAUCUUCAUUUGAGCAGACCAGGAGGAAAUCCUCAGUGCACACGGCCCUGAGAAAAAUCAUCAGUGACAAAAGCCCGGAUAUUUUAUACCUGGCAGAGCCUAUGAUCGAUCCGUCCUCCUAUCCUGCUCGCUUCUUUAGCAAGUUGGGAUUUGAGGCCGAUCUCAUUAGCAACCUCAGGAGAGACAAACCACCAAACCUUUGGCUGCUUUGGAGACAAGGUAUUUCUAAACCAUCAAUUCUCUCAUUUUCUGAACAGAAAAUCACUAUUAGAAUUGAUUGGAAAGGCACUUCAAUUCUUAUAUCUUCAAUUCACGCUAGUUGCUUCAGAGCUUCUAGAAGAGAUCUCUGGGUGGAGCUAGGUUCAGUGUCGAUCCUGGCUGAACCCUGGCUUGUAGUAGGAGACUUUAAUGCCACCCUUGCUUCGCAUGAAAAGCGGGGUCCUGGAUUGUUCAAUAUUGGUUCAGCUGCAGAGUUUGAAGCAAUGGUUGAUUCUUGUAGCUUGAUCAAGCUGCCCUCUCAGGGGCCAAAAUAUACUUGGUCUAACAAUAGAAGAAGAGGCAACGUUGCUGCUGUUCUUGACAGGGGCUUUUGUAAUGAGGAUUGGAUGACCCAUUUUCAGGACUGUGCUCAGCUAGUUCUUCCUAGGGAUUUCUUGGACCACAAUCCAAUCCUCAUCACAUUAGAGGCUUGUCUGAAGCCAAAAAAUUGCCCAUUUCACUUUCAUAAGUUCUGGACGGACUACCCAUCUUUCCUACAGUUGGUCUCUGAUUCAUGGAAUGAAGGAAUAUCUGGCCGCCCCACCUUUGUUUUGACUCAGAAACUAAAAAGACUUAAACCGAUCAUAAGGACUUGGGCUAGGGAGACUUUCCCAAAUUUUGAGCAUGAAUUGGUUAGAACAAGGGAGGUCCUGGACCAGAUUCAAUCCCAAAUUGAGCAGUAUGGAAUGGAUGAUGAUCAAUUUAGGCAAGAAGCUUAUACAAAGUCUGCUCAUCUGGUGGCCCUGAAAAAGCAUGAAAAAUUAUGGGCAGAAAAAUUAAGAAUCAAAUGGCUGAAAGAGGGGGACAGAAACUCCAAAUUCUUCCAUCUCUACACCAAGAUCAAAAGAGCAAAAAAUACCAUUAGAAGAGUUAAAAAAACUGAUGGCUCGAUCAUUUCGGAUAGAGAUGAAAUUGCAAACUACAUGAUUGGGUUUUACGAAGAAUUUCACAAAUGUGUUCCUGUGACGGAUCACUUGGAAUUACUAGAUUCCAUUCCCAGGCUUAUUGAUCAGGUGGACCUUCUGAACCUGGAUGCUAUCCCAGGUCCAAAUGAAAUUAAGCGGGCUGUUUGGGACCUGGACCUUGACAGCUCCCCUGGUCCAGAUGGCUUCCCAGGUUUUUUCUUUAGAUGCUGCUGGGAGAUCAUAUCAAGGGACUUUGAAAUUGCAAUUCGCAAUUUUUUCGUUACAGGUUCGAUGCACCUGAGCUUGAACAACAACUUCUUAGCCUUGAUUCCCAUAGUGAAUGGCGCUAUGACUCUAGACAAGUUGAGACCUCUCUGUAUGGGUAACUUUAUAUGCAAAGUUAUUUCAAAAAUCCUUGCAACUAGAUUAUCCUUUCUUCUUCCAAGACAUAUUUCUGAAGAGUAG
Messenger RNA from Macadamia integrifolia, 2331 nucleotides. RefSeq lists its product as uncharacterized. Bases 1 to 2331 code for a protein of 776 amino acids. The record is from RefSeq and is a predicted model, not a curated record. Lineage: Eukaryota; Viridiplantae; Streptophyta; Magnoliopsida; Proteales; Proteaceae. The transcript has 4 exons.